Ciona intestinalis (vase tunicate) is the source of this 1718-nucleotide messenger RNA. The record is from RefSeq and is a predicted model, not a curated record. NCBI's taxonomy places the organism in Eukaryota, Metazoa, Chordata, Ascidiacea, Phlebobranchia, Cionidae.
GACAUGCGUGAAAUCGAACUGUAAAUUGCUUCCGAUCAAGUUAGUUAGUUUGGUCCGAAUAAGCAUUUUGUGACAAAUUCAACAAUACACGAAAAUCCAAAUACUUGUGGUUCUGAAAUUAUAAAAUAUCUGACAUUACUGCUUGGAAAUGGCGGCAAUUGGAUUAAAACAAAUGUUUCUUCUCUCCGGAAGAAACAACUUGAAACCGAUCUACCAUAUUGGAAAAUAUGCCAAGCAUGCGUUUUUAAAGCACGGCAAGAGUUCAAGUUUCCAAGUUCAAAUUGGGAGAUUUUACGCUGCUAAAACUGCUCACAACCGUGAAAAGAUUCACGUGAAUAUCGGCACUAUCGGUCAUGUGGAUCAUGGGAAAACAACUCUCACAGCAGCGAUUACCAAAUAUUUAUCUGAAAAAGGAGGCGCUAAGUUUUAUUCGUAUGAAAAGAUCGACAACGCACCAGAGGAACAAGCAAGAGGGAUAACAAUCAACGCCUCUCAUGUUGGAUAUGAAACCGAACAUCGACAUUUUGGCCAUGUUGAUUGUCCAGGUCAUGCAGAUUACAUCAAGAACAUGAUCACUGGCACCUCAUCCAUGGAUGCGGCAAUAUUGGUUGUUGCGGCAACUGACGGGACGAUGCCACAGACUCGUGAGCACCUCCUACUGGCCAAACAGAUCGGAGUUGAAAACCUUGUUGUUUAUAUGAAUAAAGUUGAUGCCGCUGAUGAAGAAAUGAUUGAACUGGUUGAGAUGGAAAUCCGAGAAACUUUAACAAGUUAUGGAUUUGAUGGAGAGAAUACGACUAUCAUUGCAGGAUCUGCUUUGUGUUCAUUAGAAGAAAAAGAGCCUUCUAUUGGUCGUGACUCAAUAGCCAAGUUAUGCGAGGCAAUUGACACCGUACCAAUACCACCUCGUGACCUGACAAGUCCACCUGUGUUUCCUAUCGAUAAUGUUUAUGGAAUACCUGGAAGAGGUACUGUUAUUACUGGAUGUUUAAAGCAAGGAGUGUUGAAGAGAGGAGAUAGUUUGGAUAUUAUUGGUUUCGGAAAAUCAUUAAAAUGUUCCAUUUCAAGUAUGGAAAUGUUUCACAAAACAUUAGAUCGAGUAGAAGCUGGCGAUCAAGCUGGAGUUUUAUCGAAAGGUAUCAAACGAGAAGAAGUGCGAACAGGGAUGGUUGCUGUGAAGGCCGGCUCAAUCAAACCAACAAGAAGUCUUAAUGCUACGGUUUACCUUCUAUCUUCCAAAGAGGGAGGUGCAGACAAACCCCUUACACAUGGUAGUGAACAAAUGAUGUUCUUUAAAACAUGGGGGUGUACGUGUAGACCGGAGAUGGAGGAAUCAGAGAGAAUGGUAAUGCCUGGAGAACAAGGCAACAUGCGGUUGACCAUGCGUGUGCCUAUGGUCAUAUUAAAAGGUGAUCGAUUCACUUUAAGGAGGGGAAACACCACAAUCGGUACCGGUAUAGUCACUGACGUCACGGAAGCAGAUAAGCAAGACAAUGCUGAUUAUUUCAACCCUCAAACUGGAGGAAAAAGAGUGAAAAGUUAAAUUCAGCCAUUUGUAUUUAGAGAGAAAACAUCUCGCUUCUGUAAAUCUAUGUGUUCGUAUUGUUACUUGGUCGUUUGGCUGCAACUAAACUGUUCCCUGUUUUUAAGGCCAAUAAACUUCUCCAAAUUCGCCGUGAAUUUAACACACAUUGACAAUAUAUUUGUUUCACAUUAUA